AUGUCGGUAAAUUUGUUGCUUUACGUAACCCCAUACGAAAAUUCCAAAGAUGAAUACAACACAAAGGUAAUGAAAUCAACCGGUGGCUCUUGGAGUCGAAGGACUUCGAAGGACAUGUCGGGCAUCAGACGGCAAAGAAGUCUCGAAUGGAGGGAAAGGGGAUACAGUUCGAGCGAAGAAGAAAUUCCCACAAGGCCCGUUGACAGUCAUGUUUUUGCCUCUCUGUUAGCCCAGGCACAACAAGAAUAUUCUGAAAAUUCAAUUGCAUUACAAGAGAUUAAAGCUGUUGAAUGUGAUGGAACAGUCGUAAAUACUGGCAUUAAGGGUGGUGUAAUACGACUGUUAGAAGAACAUCUUCAAAAAUCGCUUCAGUGGUUUGUAUGUCUGCUACAUGCAAAUGAGCUACCCAUUCAACAUCUUUCUCACCAUGUUAAUGGAAAUACUUUUGGACCUAGAGACAACGAAAAUGUAAGUAACGACGACAAUCAUACUGUUUACAUUGAGACCAAUAUAUUUCCUUCUGAUUAUUCCGAUGAUAAUCCGAACUAUGGUUCCUAA
This is a messenger RNA of Diabrotica balteata, 558 nucleotides long. Lineage: Eukaryota; Metazoa; Arthropoda; Insecta; Coleoptera; Chrysomelidae. The record is from the annotation of a GenBank genome assembly.